AUGAAGCUCCUCGCCUUCGGCUCCAACGGGUCCGGUCAAUUAGGUCUUGGCCACACAGAAGAUGUGUCUACCCCAACACAAUGCCUCUUCACACCAUUUGCAGCAUUUACUGGGGAUCAAGAUCAGGGCUCAGUCGGCCAAGUGAAAGACGAAAUUGCUCAAAUUGUUGCUGGAGGGAACCAUACACUCCUCUUAACGCGACAGGGUCAUGUCUAUGCGGCCGGGGACAAUUCUGAUGGACGCUGCGGUCCAGAUACGCACAUUGACUUUUCAAAGGACCAAUUGAAAGCCAAUACAGAGAAAAUCCGAAAUGAAGAGAAGAAUAUUUUACGAUUCCAGCGUGUAAUUAUCACGGACCACACUACUGGAUGCACCGUUGACACGUUUAAGUCCGUUUCCGCGACAUGGGAGGCGUCUAUCCUCGUCGCCGAUGUAUCAUCACAAACCCAUUCUUCUGAUAAGCAUAGUGAUCUCACCAUCCACAAUGAUAAAGUCUUUGUCCAGGGAUCGGCUCUGAAAGGCGAACUCGGCCUCGGAGAUAGCACCAUGAGACACGGUAUGUCCGUUACACCGGGUACAUCGAUAUCUAAGUUCCCACCACUUGGCACCACAGUCUCUGCGCUAGCCAGCGGGAUGGGACACUCGGUUGCCAUCCUCUCGAAUGGAGAUGUCUACGGAUGGGGUGCGUCUCGAAAGGGUCAGCUGGGCGAGGGACUGAAGGGGGCAAAGAUUAUAUGGUCGCCAAUGCAGAUCUUGGGGAUUCCGUUUCCAGCGACAGGCGCUGUGUGUGGGCGGGAGUUUACGGUUGUGAUUGGCAGGCGAGAGAAAGGGGAGUUUUUGGUUCUUGGUGAUAAGAAAAAUCGGUGGGGAAUUUUGGAUGUGAAUGAUUCCGAUGCUUUACGGGUACGGAUACGAGGUGAAGAAGGUGUAGGAGCUAGUGUGGAUUCUUUCUGUGUUCCUUCUGCUAGUGUUAGGGGUGGGGCUGCAUUGUGGGGGGUGGAGGAUAUCGGGGCAAGUUGGCAUGGGAUUUAUGUCCAUGUGGCUGCGCUAGCUGAAGGUUCUUCGUCCCCUGCCGUUGCGAAGAAGAGUUCGCUUGUUGCCUGGGGCCGCAAUGAUCGCGGCCAACUUCCGCCGCCUGGUCUUCCUGCUUUGGAUAGAAUUGCCGUUGGUAGUGAACAUGUCCUUGCACUCUUGCGGGAUGGGUCCGUGGCGGCUUUUGGGUGGGGCGAGCACGGAAACUGUGGACCGGAUACGAAUUCCGACGGCAAUGUGGCCGGCACGUUCAAGGUGAUUUCGGUACCGAAUGCUGUUUAUAAUGCUGGUGAAAGGGUUAUUGGGGUUGGGGCUGGAUGUGCGACGAGUUGGGUGAUUGUGGAUUGA
Penicillium pulvis is the source of this 1380-nucleotide messenger RNA. RefSeq names its product RCC1 domain-containing protein. Bases 1 to 1380 code for a protein of 459 amino acids. Lineage: Eukaryota; Fungi; Ascomycota; Eurotiomycetes; Eurotiales; Aspergillaceae. The transcript has a single exon. The record is from RefSeq and is a predicted model, not a curated record.